ACUGAGAACGGAAUUUCCAAAGCCAAAACCGAGAGCAAGGCACGCCGUCGUCUAGCUCGCAAAACAGUUUAAAACCGCCACCAUGUCUGACGAAAUCGUCUGGCAGAUUAUCAAUCAGCAGUUUUGCGCCUUCAAACUCAAGACAACGAAGGGGCAAAACUUCUGCAGAAACGAGUACAAUGUCAGCGGGUUGUGCAACCGGCAGAGCUGCCCCCUAGCCAACAGCCGAUAUGCGUCUGUCAGGACGUCCCCCAAGGGGACAAUUUACUUGUAUAUCAAAACCAUUGAGAGAGCCCACAUGCCCUCGAAGUGGUGGGAAAAGAUCAAGCUCUCGGCAAACUACCAGGACGCGCUAAAACAGAUCGAGGAGAGGCUCCAGUACUUCCCCAAGUUCCUCCUUCACAAAUGCAAGCAACGCCUCACCCGGCUUGUCCAAGUGGCGACGCGCAUGCGCAAGAUAGCGGCCGAGGAGACGCGGCUGGGAGAGAAGCUGGUCCCGAAAAUGGCGCCCAAGAUCAAGCACCGCGAAGCGGCAAGAGAACGCAAGGCCCUCAUGGCGGCGAAACUAGAGAGGACAAUCGAGAGAGAGCUCCUCGAGAGACUAAGACAAGGUGCCUACGGAGAUCAGCCGCUCAAUGUCAACGCGAACAUCUGGAAGAAGGUCCUGAACGCGCUCGAGACUGAGGGCGAGGGCACCCGGGACAAGGAUCUGGACAAGGGCAUCGAGGACGACGAUGAGGAAGCGGACUCAGAGGAGGAGCUCGAGGAGGAUGAGCUGGACGGUGCGGUCGAGUACGUGUCCGACUUUGACGAAAGCGACGAGGAGUUGGCAGACAUUGAGGACUGGCUCGGAAGCGAUGAUGGCGAUGAUGCCGACGACGAUGACGAUGACGACGACAGUGCGGAUGACUCGACGGACAAGAAAAAGAAGGCAGGGGACAAGCGAAAGAGAGGGCGCGUGGUGAAGAUGGAGGGCCGGAAAAAGAGAGAGAUGGAGGUCGAGAAGGAAACAGAGAGGUCAAAGCUGCUUGCUUUCUAAGGCUCGAGACAACUGUCACGUCAAGGAGAAAAGGUUUCUGGUCCAUUCAUGGGCCCCAAAUAUACCAUAAUGGGAGCGGAUGAUGCUCCGGGCUAGGUACUUUAUAUGUCAAGGGCUCUGAGCGCAGAGCUCUGAAAUUUUGGCACUUCUAGUGAUGCAGACUGUGAUUACAGACUGUGCUCGGCGGCUCAAGAGGUCAUCCGACUGCAUUCUCAGGUCGAGAAUUAUCGACAGGGAUUGUUUUGCGGCACGACAAGGCUGUUGGGGG
Messenger RNA from Lasiosphaeria miniovina, 1307 nucleotides. RefSeq names its product ribosomal L28e protein family-domain-containing protein. Gene Ontology annotation, cellular component: nucleolus; preribosome, large subunit precursor. Bases 83 to 1039 code for a protein of 318 amino acids. The transcript has 5 exons. Gene Ontology annotation, biological process: maturation of 5.8S rRNA; maturation of LSU-rRNA. Lineage: Eukaryota; Fungi; Ascomycota; Sordariomycetes; Sordariales; Lasiosphaeriaceae. The record is from RefSeq and is a predicted model, not a curated record.